GUAGUUGAGCACCCGCCAAUAGAGAGUGGUCGUCCCCGUGAUGGUGGCCGAACGCGCUCCAGCAGCCGCGCCAAAUCACGCACGCGACGACUAGCGAUAUUAGUACCACGCACUAGCAUUACCACCGUUACUUAUACUGAGAGGGACAGGAGGACUGGACGCCUACGGCGAACACGAAGUUGAAUAAAGACCGAAGACGAAAAAACGAGAUAACGCACUGCACCACUAGACGGAUAGUGGACGACUAGCAGACGUCGAGCCUUAGCGAAGUGCAGUCUAGCGAAAGCCAGAUCGUACGGUAUUGCAAAGCAACGAAGUCCUCGGCAUGCUUGGCACUCUACGUGCCGCUCUACGAUAGAGCUCGCUGGUCGUAUAUUGCUUGUUGUUGUUGUAAUUGCAAGAAGUGAUCGGUGACGCCUUCACUCUCGUUGUAAGCAAACCUCAGUUUCAGAGGUACCCGCUUAUAAGGACUACGUCAGGAUACGUUCAAGGACCACGUUCAGACCUAAACAUAGAAAAAAAAAAAACAGUGCGAUAACCUCCUGUAUCAUCAGCUAACUCACGGAUUGCCAAACGCGGGGUACAGCAUAACAUAUUGAAGCAAAAUUUUACUUAGCGGAACCAUUUCCGUAAUGAAGUGUUAGUGCCAAGAUCACAUGUGUCGUAAUCAAGAAAUGUUGAGGAGAUCGACGCUUGGCAAACGUUGAUCGCGCAUUUUCAAUACGAAGGAGGCCGAUAUCCUUUCAGGGUGAGUGAUACCGAGUGUGUAAAUUUCUUUGCCUGUGUACACUGUUGUGCCUGUGUGUAAUAUUCAUGCUAUAAAAAUACGAUACUGAUCGUAGAAGGAUUUUUCACCGCCAUUACAAAGAAUUGAUUUCAAGGCUAAAUUUAUGGUAGAGAUACGUGGGCGUCACUUGCCAAAGUCAGCUUGUAGUGGAGAUCGUGUUAACUCUUUUAUUAUUGUUACUCUCAUACAUCGUGUGACCAAGUGCUGCAUAUUGCUUGUUGAAGUGUCUACCAAAAAGUGUUCACCAGGCUAAACACUCAGCGCUUCGCGCUGGGCGAUUUAGACGCAAUGCAUUCAAGUUUGGAUAUGCUUCACAAUCCCGUUGGAGAACAAUCAGUGACAUCCGAGGAUUCGAACCACAGUGAAGCUAGUCAGCAUCUUGCUUCUGCACUUCAUAUGACAUCGGCGGGAGGCAACCCAUUUGGACCUCAUGGGGGCCAGUUUUUAACUUUUGGCAAUCCCUUUGAUCCGUCAGGGGCUGGCUUAUUUAAGGUUCACGAUGACGGCUCGGGCCUGGUUGACAAGAAGCCGUUCGCUGACCAGCUUCAUGAUAAAACUGUGGGAAUGGGCUUCUUCAAGCAACACAUGCACAUGACUGCUGCCGCCGAUUUUCGCGGCAGUAGCGAACCCGACCAUGAAACUGAUCAAGAUCAGGAAGACCAUGAUCACGAUCACGAUGAAGAUGAUUCGAAGGGCCGCGACCGUAAAGACGCUAACACCCAGCUAGCUCUUAGCAAAGACAUUUUCCACGAGCGGAUCUCUGCUUUCAAGCACAAUAUCUCUGGAAGCAAAUCUGCCUCCGUAGAACUAUCUGACAAAACGUUUGAGCACAGUUCUCAGACCAGCAUCAAUUCAGGUACCUCACAUCGGAUAGAUGAUAUCCUCUCCAAGCCCUCAGUUUCCCCAUGUAGUGCAGCGAUGCAAGCGGCUGCAUGCGGACUGCUGGUUCCAUCACCAGCUGCACCAGCAGCCUGGAGUAAUCCAGCAGCUGCACUGUUUCGCGGAGCAGCGCUGGCAGCUGCGGCAGCUGCAGCGGCCCACCAUAACACGCAAGUAAGCUCAGCGCUUGGAGGGGGAGGAAGCCAUGGGGGUAGCUGUGGAUCGCCGGGGCCAGGCAGUCGCAAUGGGCCAGGGACGGGCGCUCACCUCGGCGGUGCUGCUUCGAAAAAACACACCAGACCAACCUUUUCUGGACAUCAAAUAUAUGUCCUCGAGAAGACGUUUGAACAGACAAAGUAUCUCGCUGGUCCUGAAAGGGCCAAGCUCGCUUACGCAUUAGGCAUGAGUGAAAGCCAAGUAAAGGUGUGGUUCCAGAACCGGCGUACAAAGUGGCGUAAGAAGCACGCUGCUGAAAUGGCGUCUGUAAAACAGCAGCAGCAGCAGCAACACCAACACCAGCAGCAUGCGUCAAGUAGGCCUCCUGUUGCACAUGCAGCAGGCGCGAGUCCUGGUAGUCUUACAACGCCUGGACAUCCUGUUGCUCCUCCCAGUGCUCACGGUUUCCUACAAUUCGUUGGUGAACAGGACUCCUCAUGAGAAGCCGAUAGUAACAUCGACAGACACCUCAACGAAUUGAUCACAAGAACCAUGUGUAAGAGAAACAGCGUAUUCUCAUUAGUGGUGAUUUUUUUCUGGUGAACAAACGAUAUAUUAAUACGCAUCCAGUAUUUGUGAGUUAAAACAUCUUUGGAAUUACAUUUAGCCUGCUGUCAGGUUUUAUUGUGUCGUGAGUAUGAUUCGAGAGGGUGCACAAUGAAAAAACAAUUAACGAGCCUGGAAAGAUCUUCCAACUUAAGUCAUAGCAGAAAUAUGCCAAACGUUAGGGGCAGUAUUAUCGCUUGGGUAAGAACUGAGAAAGAGCGUACACUCUGAUCGACUUGUUGGCCUCUAUCUAUUACAUAGCAUUUCGAAUUUCCUCUUGUUCAUUGUAUAUGAUUUGACUGGAAGUGCCACCCUGGCGUCGCGCCAUGGCGACACUGCGAACAAACGAAGCAGCGUUCUGCGAGGCCGAAGAAUGAUGUUGAAACACAUGAAGCUCAUAAGCCUUUCAAUGAAAAGUUCCUCACAAGGAUUAAACCGUUUUUACAAGCGGAAGCUAGAAACGAAGCGAUGGCAAAAAAUGUUUCACUUUAGAUAUUCAAAAUUCUAUGAAAUGGCAUAAAAAUAGAGAAGUAAUAAGAGAUACCUUGCGGUAAUAGUACGUUUAACGGGUAACACCGGUUAGAAAACAGUGCCUGAAGACGAUUGGCUGAAAGCAUAUUGUGAACACUCUCGACUAUAAUAGACUGGUUAGCUACGAAGUGACUGACGAUAAGGUACUUAUCGAAAACGGUCUGUCGUCUAUUAUAUUUGUCAAUAAUCAUUUAUAUGGAUUUUUCAAACGCUGCUCGUUACGGGCAGAAAAAAUCGCUUGCUUAACAGAAUGUCAGUCGAUAGGGAUGAGGUCAUAAAGGGCAACAGGGCCUCUGUGGCCAUCCUUCCACCGAAACAGAAAAGCUGGAAUAACAGGGAUUCUAUAGGUCUAGGUAUAAACAAAGUGGAAAUAGAAUCAAAUAGCGAAAGCGCAGGGACGCAGUUAGUACAUAUACAACUGUAUACAACUACGACGAUAUAUAUAUAUAUAUAUAUAUAUAUACAAUUCUCCAAGAUGGCGUACGAUAAUGCUGCGUUCUAGCUAUGAUCAACAACUAAUACUACAAAUUAUAUAAAAUAGAGAGCGAAGUGUGUUCACUUGGAAGAUUACCAGGAUGGGCAGGUAUUAUUGUACAGAAUGUAUAUACAACACCAAGUGAAUUUACAGUAAUAUAUAUAUAAUAUAUAUAACAUUAGUUCAAGCAGCUAGACGAUUAGGUCCUCAAUGAUGACGAGUCAUCAAAUACACCAAUCUUUCGCCCUAACUAUACGUGUACGAUUCCUCGAAAGUGAAGAUCAGAGCCUACAGGAAGCGCUAAAUUCAGAUCGUUGUAAAACAAAGGCAAGCGAGGAUGUUUAACAUCAGCGAGCGAUCAUCAUAGCGACCUUCUUAGCACAAACGACCUGUCGAAUCGAAGUAUAUAUAUAUAUAUAUAUAUAUAAAUACGUACCGUCGCAAAAAGCGGACAGCUAAAAUUUCUACGAUAGAGGACAUCCGAAAAAACAAUUUUCCAGUAUUUCUUUUCCACGUCAAUCCCAAUGAACCUUUUUAGUGUAUGUUAAAUAAAAUUGACACAAACGAUUAACUAAAUAAUGCCAAUAAAAUGAUGACCGGGAUGACAACGAUUGCAGUAAUAGUAUCGACAGUGCAAUAAUCAGUUGGUAACCAGCGACAUUGCGUGCAAGGAAGCCCCAAUAGUAAGCCCACAAA
Messenger RNA from Varroa destructor (honeybee mite), 4130 nucleotides. It is a transcript of the gene HGTX, whose product is annotated as HGTX homeodomain transcription factor. Gene Ontology annotation, cellular component: nucleus. The record is from RefSeq and is a predicted model, not a curated record. Gene Ontology annotation, molecular function: RNA polymerase II cis-regulatory region sequence-specific DNA binding; DNA-binding transcription factor activity, RNA polymerase II-specific. Gene Ontology annotation, biological process: cell differentiation; regulation of transcription by RNA polymerase II. NCBI's taxonomy places the organism in Eukaryota, Metazoa, Arthropoda, Arachnida, Mesostigmata, Varroidae.